Molecule: messenger RNA, 6579 nt
Organism: Entelurus aequoreus (snake pipefish)
Lineage: Eukaryota; Metazoa; Chordata; Actinopteri; Syngnathiformes; Syngnathidae
Gene: itga9
Product: integrin, alpha 9
Exons: 28
Coding region: 248-3340 (1030 amino acids)
Biological process (GO): cell-matrix adhesion; integrin-mediated signaling pathway; cell-cell adhesion
Cellular component (GO): integrin complex; external side of plasma membrane
Molecular function (GO): integrin binding
Source: RefSeq, a predicted model, not a curated record
GGCGGCAAGCAGCCAGAGUGCAGCCUCCAACUUUGUCAGACGGACACACGCAGAAUGGAGACAAACUGACGCACCGUUACUCUCCGGACCGUUAACUUUUCUCCUCCCGUUUCAGUCCACAUACUACAAAAAGAGCGGGGAAAUCACUUAACAUUAGUUGUGGAUUUUUUUUUUUUGCCCCGGCGACUGAUUUCCUUUCCUGCUGUUUUCCCCUAUUUUGGACACUUUUACUGCGUAAUUACGCACGAUGCGCAAAAGGAUGGCUUCUCGUCGAAGACAGAAAACAGGAGUCCAAGCUGUUUUAUAUGUCUGCCUUUCUAUUUCAGUGGUUCUUUCCUACAAUAUAGACUUAGAACAUCCCGUGGUAUUCCGUGGACCUAAUUCGAGUUUUUUUGGCUACUCUGUGCUGGAGCAUUACCACGACAACACACGCUGGGUCAUAGUCGGGGCCCCCAGGGCCAACUCGACCUACAGUAUGUCGGUGCACUCUCCUGGUGCUGUGUUCAAGUGUCGGCUGCACAGCAACCCUGAGCGUCGCUGCACAGAGAUGGACUUGGGAAGAGGAAACAGGCCCCGAGAGUCUUGUGGGAAGACGUGCCAAGGGGAUAGAGACGACGAGUGGAUGGGAGUAAGCCUGGCCCGCCAGAACAGAGCCGACGGCAGAAUACUGGCGUGUGCCCAUCGCUGGAAAAACGUCUACUACGACUUGGAGCAUAUCAUGCCGCAUGGGUACUGCUCCAUCAUUCAGCCGAAUCUCCAGGGCAGGACGCGGCCCCUCAUUCCUUGUUAUGAAGAUUAUAAGCAGAAGUAUGGGGAAGAGCACGGCUCCUGCCAAGCUGGGAUAGCAGGAGUUUUUAUGGAGGAGCUGGUGGUGAUGGGAGCUCCGGGGUCCUACUACUGGACCGGGACUAUUAAGGUUUACAACCUGACCUCUGACACCUUCUACAGUCCAAACAAAGAUGAGGUCAACUCCCACAGAUACAGCUACCUUGGCUAUGCUGUGACCGCGGGACAUUUCUCCUCUCCCAAUGCAAUCGACAUAGCCGCAGGGGCCCCUCAGCACAAUGGCAGCGGGAAGGUUUACAUCUUCAAGAUUGACGGUGUGUCGUUGGUGAAGAGUUUUCAAGCCUCAGGGAAAAUGAUGGGCUCUUACUUUGGCUCCUCAUUGUGUGCAGUUGAUUUGAACCAGGACGGCCUGUCAGACCUGCUGGUGGGGGCACCCAUGCACAGCCAGCUACGGGAUGAGGGCCGGGUGUCUGUGUACCUCAGCAAGGGCAACGGAGUGAUGGAGGAGCAGGCCGUAUUAACGGGGGACAACUCUUACAACGCUCACUUUGGAGAGUCCAUUUCCUCGAUUGGAGACAUCGACGAUGACGGCUACCAAGAUGUUGCCAUAGGAGCGCCCAAGGAAGAUGACUACGGAGGAGCUGUUUAUAUCUACCAUGGGGAUGCCGCAGGAAUCAUCAGAAAAUACUCAAUGAAAAUAACUGGGCGCAGUGUCAGUCCUGGUCUCCAGAUGUUCGGCCAGUCCAUAUCUGGCAGUGUGGACAUGGACGGCAACGGAUACACAGAUGUCACAAUUGGAGCUUUUAUGGCAGACAGUGUGGUGCUUCUGAGGUCCCGGCCUGUCAUUACGGUGGACGUCUCCAUCUUCUUGCCUGCGUCCAUCAACAUCUCUGUGCCUCAGUGUCAUGAGGCUCUCCAGAACAUAAACUGCUUCAAUGUCACGGUCUGCAUGCGCUUCCGUGGGCGACAACUUCCAGGACAAAUAGAGUUGCUGUACAACCUGACGGCUGAUGUGGAUAAGAGACAAAAGAGCCUGCCGUCCCGCGUCUACUUUAUUCAGAGCGGCUCUCAGAUCAGCCAGAAGAGCCAACAGCUCAGCCUGGACAUCAACAAGGAGGAGUGCCAACGUUACACAGCCUACGUCAAAAAAGACGCAAAGGACGUGUUCACGGCCAUCGCGUUUGAGGUGGCAUACAGCUUGGGGAAGCAUGUACUGACCGGACACCAGGAGCGAGACAUGCCCGCCCUUACCCCGGUGCUACGAUGGAGGAAAGGACAGAAGAUUGCAGUGAGAAAUGAGACUUGGUUUGAGAAGAACUGCCUGUCGGAUGACUGUGCUGCUGACCUGAGGCUCCAUGGGAAGCUGCUACUCUCUGGGGCCCAUAGCAAGCCCCAUUUGGCCCUCGGAGGAGUAAGGAACGUCUCGUUGAACCUGACCAUCGCUAACGCCGGUGACGACGCUUACGACACCAACAUCUAUCUCAACUUCUCCCGAGAGGUUUUCUAUAUCAACUUCUGGCAGAAGGAAGAGAAGGGUAUUUCCUGUGAACUCGUCGACUUGGAUUUCCUCAAGUGCAGCGUGGGAUUUCCCUUCAUGAGAGCGCAGACCAAGUAUCAUUUUGCAGUCCUUUUUGACACAACUCAACUCUCUGGGGAAAAUGACACACUGCAGUUUUUGGUGCAAGCCAAGAGCGCCAACCCUGAGCACAAACUCUCUGACAACACUUUAGACAUCUCCAUCCCUCUUGUUCAUGAGACAGACACAACUAUUACUGGCAUGGUGACACCUAGCUCCUUUGUGUAUGGAAACUCCAUUGACUCGUCGCGCUUCAUGCAGAUAGAAGACAUGGAGUGCGACUUUCAGCCUCUCAAUCUCACUUUCCAGGUGAUAAACAACGGGCCCAGCCGGCUGCCAGGCUCCACUGUGGACAUCAGGAUCCCCAACCGACUUGCUGGCAACGGAGCGGACAUGUUCCACGUGGUUGAGACGCAGGUGGCAGACGGCCGAGGAAACUGCACCCCACACAGGAACCCGACACCCUGCUUCAUCCCGCAGGACCGAGAGAGCAUCUUCCACUCCAUAUUCGCCUUCUUUACCAAAACAGGCCGUAAAGUCUUGGACUGUGACAGGCCGGGGAGAGCGUGCAUGACCAUCUCCUGCAGCUUAGGUCCGCAGCUCAAAGAAGAAGCUUUGAGUAUAGACACCAAACUUCUGCUCAAUACGGAAAUACUGAAAAGGGACUCUUCUUCUGUGAUCCAGUUAGUGGCACGGGGCCACAUACAAGUGAAUGACAGGACUGUGGAGGUGCCAAAAGGCCUGCCAGAAGACAUCUCUCUGAUCUUUGAGGCCCUCCACAGUCAGGAGCCCCGAGGUUACGUGGUGGGUUGGAUCAUCGGCAUCAGUCUGCUGGUGGGGAUCCUCAUCUUCUUGCUACUUGCUGUGCUGCUGUGGAAGAUGGGUUUCUUCCGUCGGCGAUACCGCGAGAUCAUCGAGGCCGAGCGGAACAGGAAGGACAGCGAUGAAAGCUGGGACUGGAUGGAGAAGAACCACUGAGACUGCUGGUGGUUCUGGUGGCCAAGUGGUGUUUGGAGAUUGGGUCACAAGUGGAUCCAAAAAACUCAGAGCUCCUUUGCGGCCUCGGUGGCUCCAGGCCUGUCAAACCUUCCAUAUGUGGAAGAAGAAGAAGAAUAUUCUCCUAAUUUUCUGGAGACUUUUUUUGUGGGAUGGGGAAGGAAGCGUGGUGUGGGGGGUGGAUGCAUGGACUUGUGAGGUGGUCUGCCGGAGGAUGUAAAAAUCCACUGACCUCCAGGUGGCAGCGUGGAGCUCUCGGCUGAAGAAUGGAGAUAAAAACCUCAGGGCUGUUUUUUGUUAUACACUUUAAGCCAUAUUGUGCAAAGUGGGCUAUGGAGGUUGUAAACAUACUUUGUGUAUGUUUUCCUAAAGCACUGAUGUCUGAUACGCCUCAUAGAUCUAGCCUACCUAGAUCACCUUGGACUCUUGGAUGUUCACUUCCUCCUUUGAAAUACACUUUUGUCAUUAUUUCUUUAUUGGCCAAUGUCCAGUUGCUGGGUGCCAUGGAAGAGCACGUUUUGUGCACCACUGUUGUGUGCAAAAAACGACACGCAGCUGACUAACCCAAAAUCUUGUGGCCACAACAUUAGGUACACCUGCGCAUUCUAAUGAGAGCUUUUAACGUUUCAGGGUCGGACAUGUUGACCCCUGUAUGAUAAAGAUGAUCAAGUAAAAAAUGACUCACCCUUUGACGAUUAAGUAGCGAAACGGAAAAGUGCAAACUAAUGCUUUAUAAGGAAUUAAUACAAACCUCAAAACCAGUGAAGUUGGCACGUUGUGUGAAUCGUAAAUAAAAACAGAAUACAAUGAUUUGCAAAUCCUUUUCAACCUACAUUCAAUUGAAUAGACUGCAAAGACAAGAUACUUAACGUUCAAACUAGAAAACGUUAUUUUUUGCAAAAAUAAGCGCAUUUGGAAUUUGAUGCCUGCAACAUGUUUCAAAAAAGCUGGCAUAAGUGGCAAAAAAGACUGAGAACAUUGAGGAAUGCUCAUCAAACACUUAUUUGGAACAUCCCACAGGUGAACAGGCUAAUUGGGAACAGGUGGGUGCCAUGAUUGGGUAUAAAAGCAGCUUCCAUGAAAUGCUCAGUCAUUCACAAACAAGGAUGGGGCGAGGGUCACCACUUUGUGAACAAUUUGCGCGAGCAAAUUGUCGAACAGUUUAAGAACAACAUUUCUCAACGAGCUAUUGCAAGGAAUUUAGGGAUUUCACCAUUUACGUUCCUUAAUAUCAUCAGUUUAUAAAGGAUAUCACCACAUGGGCUCAGGAACACUUCAGAAAAACACUGUCAGUAACUACAGUUGGUCACUACAUUUGUAAGUGCAAGUUAAAACUGUACUAUGCAAAGCCAAAGCCAUUUAUCAACAACACCCAGAAACGCCGCCGGCUUCCCUGAGCCCAAGCUCAUCUUAGAUGGACUGAUGCAGGAGAGUGUUUUUCGUUGCAUACAAUGUCUUGUUUGAUUUUGAAGAAUUAGUCGUUUUCCCCAAAAACGUGGUUUAACUUCUCUUUGUACUACUUUUAUAUACAGUAGUAUCCCAAUUUACGGGCUUAAUUGGUUCUAUGACGUAGCUUUUGACUCCAAACAUUUGUAUAUUAAAUCAACGUCUUACGUUAAAAUGAAUUGAAAUCAAUUUGAUUGGUACUUGGCCCCCAAAACAGCACAAUUUUAACAUGUAGCAUGCAUUUUAAAAACAACUUUUAGAAAAAACAUUGUAUACAAACAAUACAAUAUUAUGUACUACCAACAACUACAGUGUAUUUUAUGAUGUAACGCAGGAACAAUAUAGAACUUUGUAAAAGUGAGAUCUCCUUCCAGUUGCUUCUCCAUCAAACACCCCAUCAGCAGCUUUUCCAUAUUCUCAUGGGUAAAUGUUUGCCGCCUGGAUAUUAUUUCAACAUUCUUGGCUUGGCUGCUUCACUACGGCAGCGAUGCGCUCAGAUUCUUUCACCAAGUUGCUGACACACUCUGUCAUGAAUGUUGAUGAUUUAUUUCUUUAAUUCAAUCCAUAUCCAAUUUUUCUCACUCACUUUCUUCCUUCCCAUGGUUGGAAAAAAAAAGUUACGUCCAUCUCCAGCUGUAAGCUAAUGCUAACUCAAAUGUGUGUAACUUAAAGCAUUACAGUUACUUAAAACACUCUUAAAUUGAGGUACCACUACUAAGCAAUGUUGUAUGAAUAUAACAACAAUUCUGACCUUUGAUUUAGGAGGAGGGGGGGAAAAAAGGUGCACUUUUUGAUUGACACUGACAUGCACCAUACUGAGACUGGGAGGGUUUUUAUAUUUGGAUGGUGGUAUUUACAUAUUGGGGCCUCUCAGUGUGACACACGUGUUAGGUUGUGCACGUGUCCCUAAUGUUGUGUCCUGACCCGUAUAGAUUCUCCAUGAAAUAGUUCACUGAGGGUGAACAGCUGAGCGUAUUCACUUUUACUAUAAAGUUAUUUGACGUUUAAUCUGAAACCUGAGCUCAACCAGAUGCGCGCGUGUGUGUGUGUGUGUGAGAGAGAGGGAGAGAGGGAGAGAGGGAGAGAGAGAGAGAGAGAGAGAGAGAGAGAGACUGGAUUCCCUCACAGUGGGGGGGCCUGUAGUGUGAGUAAUGCUCUAAAAAUAGGCAUACACAUAAACAACCUUUUUGGGGCCCCCUUUUUUUAAAAACAUAUGACCAAGCUGAAGAUGAUCUGCCUCCAUUAAAAGUGUUUAACAUCCUCCAAAGUGUUGUGUGUUAAGGAAUGUUAACGACAUGUGGAAUACAGUAGAAAUAAAUGUAAAUACGGUGUCCCUCAAAAUGCAUACGGAGAAUUCUGUCCACUUGAAAAUCUUCGAUGCAAAAUGACAUACAUGUUUUACAUUUUGCCUUCCGUCGCGACUCUUCAAAAAGAUCAAAUAUGUUUGCAUAACAUAAUUUAGGGAACUCAAAAUGUGCAAUGCCAAAGAUCAAUUUUUUUGUUUAACAUGCUGUUGUGUUGCUCAUGAAUUCACAUCCUUCAAAGUUUGUCAUGCAAUGCAGACCCAAUGAGAGAGACUUGAUGUUGUCUGGUGGAGUCCAUUUGAACUGUGAUGGAUGUACAUCUGUUGGUUUGCUGUCACGCUCUUUUGAUGUUGUUGUUGUUUUUUUUGUUCUGAAUAUACUACUGUCACUGAAUAUCAUUUACAUUAUAGAGUGUUUGGAUUUUUCUAAGAGAUGGAGUAAAGUUGUAUAUUUAUCUGAUGAUAAAUUUUA